Molecule: messenger RNA, 1518 nt
Organism: Prunus armeniaca (apricot)
Lineage: Eukaryota; Viridiplantae; Streptophyta; Magnoliopsida; Rosales; Rosaceae
Source: the annotation of a GenBank genome assembly
AUGGCAGAUAAAGACCCUGAUAUUUGUUCCCACAAAUUCCCUUCUGCUUUCCAGGUAUUGGAAGAACUAAGAGAACUAUGGGGCAUGGCCUUUCCCAUUACAGCCAUGAACUGUUUGGUUUUUGUCCGAGCUGUGGUUUCAGUCCUAUUUCUAGGCAGGCUUGGAAGCCUAGAGCUAGCAGGAGGUGCCCUCUCCAUAGGCUUCACCAACAUCACUGGCUACUCUGUGUUGGUGGGUCUUGCCUCAGGCCUAGAACCUGUUUGUAGCCAAGCCUAUGGGAACAAAAAUUGGGAGCUUCUCACUCUGUCCCUUCAAAGAAUGGUCCUGAUCCUUCUCUUGGCAAUAAUACCCAUCAGCCUCUUAUGGCUCAAUCUUGAAACAAUCAUGGUGUUCAUGGGACAAGACAAAGCAAUCACAUCAAUGGCUGCCACUUACUGUUUGUAUUCAAUCCCAGACUUGUUAACAAACACAGUUUUGCAGCCUUUGAGGGUUUUUUUGAGGUCACAGAAAGUGACCAAGCCAAUGAUGUACUGUUCAAUGAUAGCUGUGGCCUUCCACGUGCCAUUGAACUGGGUUUUGGUGGAGGUGAUGGGCCUUGGAGUGCCAGGAGUGGCCAUGGCGUCGGUACUGACGAACCUGAACAUGGUGGUGCUGAUGGCAGCGUACGUGUGGUGGGGAUGGAGGCAGGGGGAGAUGAGAUGGAUGGCUGGGAUUGGAGAUUUGUGUGGUGGGAUUGGACCACUGUUGAAGUUGGCAGUGCCAAGCUGCUUGGGCAUAUGUUUGGAGUGGUGGUGGUAUGAGAUUGUGAUUGUGAUGGCUGGUUAUUUGCCAAAUCCUACUGUCGCUGUGGCCGCCACUGGGAUUCUUAUUCAGACCACUAGCAUGAUGUACACUGUCCCCAUGGCCCUUGCUGGCUGUGUUUCUGCCAGGGUUGGGAAUGAGCUUGGUUCAGGCAACCCAUACAGGGCCAAGCUAGCAGCCAUGGUAGCAUUGGGAUGUGCAUUUGUGAUUGGCAUCGUCAAUGUGACAUGGACGGUGAUUCUUAGAGAGAGGUGGGCUGGCCUGUUCACCAGGGACGAGCUGGUCAAAAUCUUGGUUGCAUCAGUUAUGCCAAUUAUGGGGGUUUGUGAGUUAGGCAACUGCCCUCAAACUACUGGCUGUGGCAUCUUACGUGCCACAGCGCGCCCGGCCGUGGGUGCCCGUAUCAAUUUGGUCUCUUUCUAUUUUGUGGGCACUCCUGUCGCGGUCGGGCUAGCCUUCUGGCUCAAGGUAGGGUUUGGUGGGCUUUGGUUUGGCCUUUUAUCUGCUCAGGUGGCUUGUGCUGUGUCUAUUCUCUAUGUUGUGCUGGUCAAGACUGAUUGGGAGGCUGAGGCUUUGAAGGCCAAGAUGCUCACAGGCUUGGAAAUGGGGGUUUGCAAUGGGGUGAAAGAAAAAGGCCAUCAAAAUGAUGAAGAAAACAGGUUACUGAUGCAUGGAGAUGGCAAUAACAAUAAUAAUAUAGAUGAUGAGAUUUUUUAG